Molecule: messenger RNA, 3933 nt
Organism: Diaporthe citri
Lineage: Eukaryota; Fungi; Ascomycota; Sordariomycetes; Diaporthales; Diaporthaceae
Exons: 6
Coding region: 1-3933 (1310 amino acids)
Source: RefSeq, a predicted model, not a curated record
AUGGAUCCACUCUCAUCACUGAGUGUUGCCAGCAGCGCCAUACAGAUCUUCGAGUUCUCGUCCAAGUUGUGGAAGCAGAUUCGCGAAUUGCACCAGUCCGCGACUGGGACUACGCUGGCACAGGAGACCAUUUUAGCAGAUGCUUCACGACUCCGCAGCCUGAAUUCGGGUCUCUGCGAGCUGCUGAGACCAGCGAAUUUACAAAGAUCGCCCACGGCAACAGAAGAAAGCGUGGUUUCCUUAUGCAAUGAGUGCGGCGACGCUGCAGAGCAAUUAGUCGAAACUAUACAAAAGUUGACACUUGAAGAACGCUUAGAUACAGGUGAAUGGGCAGAUUAUGCCUCACCUGCGAGGAAGCGGAAGGCCACCGAAGCCCUCGCGGGCCGAAAACUGAAGCGCCUGAUACCCAUUGAAGAAAGGCUCGACGCUGUACGGGCUGCGAUUAAAGGCGUUUGGAUGGAAAAAGAUGUGGAUAAAUUGUGUGAGAGGCUCGAAACACUGAAACAUUCUUUGGCAUCCGCCAUUCUGGUCAAUAUCCAGCACGGGCUUGUUGAUUUGAACCGGAAAAUGGAUUUUGUCACAACCGAGGCGGCCAAGUGGGCAGAUGUGAGAUCCUUCGACGACAUAUUGCGAUCCCACAAUCUGGAUACGCCUCAGAACGAAGCGAAACUCAUGGGCUUCAUAGAGGCACACUUUUCUCGAACAAGGGACCGGCACAUCAACGACUCCACUGAAGCCACCCUGCCCGAAGCACUCGACCAGGGAAAAUCUAAGCUGGAGCCGUGGUCAGCGAAAUCCCAUCAUGUCAUUCAGUCUUUGAUAAGAGGCCUGUCGUUCUCAGAAAUGCAUCAGCGCCAGGAAAGUAUACAUGACAACUUCAAAGGCACGUUCCAAUGGAUAUACGAGCCACCCCGAGACGUGGACCGACCAUGGGAUAGCUUUGCCACGUGGCUGACGGAGGGACGUGGCAUUUAUUGGAUCACAGGAAAGGCAGGUUCUGGGAAGUCAACGCUGAUGAGAAUGCUGCACGAGAACGAGCGUACAGUCGGCCUGAUUCAAACCUGGUGCAGCGAGUUGCCGUUAGUCGCAGCCUCAUUCUUCUUCUGGAACUCAGGCACCAAGAUGCAGAUGUCUCAGGAGGGCCUCCUUCGAUCAGUCCUGCUGCAGAUCAUCGAGCAGCGGCUCCAACAAGAGAGUUGCGACACUCUUAAAGAGAAACUAUUUGUUUUCGCAAUGAUGCAAGAAUCUCUUCAGACCUUUUGGUUCAAGGACCUACUGCAGCUGUUCCGCUUCGUCAUUGAAGAUGCCGGAAGAUCCGUCAAAUUCUUUCUCAUACUGGACGGCCUUGAUGAGUUCGAUGGGGACAAAUCAAAGCUGAUCUCCCUAAUUCACACGCUUGGAAAGUAUGAACAUGUCAAAGUGUGCAUUUCAAGUCGGCCAUGGACUGUUUUCGAGGAUGGCUUCCGUCAGCAGCCCAGCCUGAUGCUGCAGCAUCUCACACAUCACGAUAUCCUGCUUUAUACGCGGGAGAAGCUCGGAAAAGAACCGGCGUUUCGCGAACUUUCUUGGGGUGACCCAUCCAAUGCAUCAGAGCUGAUCCGAAGCAUCACAAGGAAAGCAUCUGGAGUUUUCCUGUGGGUUGUGUUGACUGUCGACUCGCUCAUCAAAGGCCUCACCGACGGCGACCGGGUCAAAGAUCUGGAGGCGCGACUUGACGAAAUCCCAGAAGAGCUGGAAGACCUUUUCAGGAAGAUGUUGCAUGGUUUAGAAGGGAGAUACUUUCAAGACGCCGCCCGACUGUUUCAGAUCCAUCGUGCAACAAGAUGGCGGGGAUUCGGCGGGCACGCUGGGGCGAGAUUACCUCUCCUGGUCUACGGCUUUGCUGACGAGCAUGGCGCCGACCUCGACAUGACUAUCAAGUGGCCCCCUAGAGCAUUGACUGCGAAAGAAUGUUUCAUGAUCUCCGUUUCGAUGAAACGGCGUAUUGACAGCCGCUGUAAAGGGCUCCUGGAAAUAGGUGAUUCUGACGCCAACACCAAGGAAACAUGGAGCACACAGUACAAACAGCUGGACAGCUUGAUAUCCGAAGCGGAUGCCGGAAACCAAUCCGUUCUGCCAACGCUGGACUCACUUGGCCACAGCCUGGCAAGAGCCAGUGUCCAAUAUCUACACAGGACAGUCAAGGACUAUCUCGAGACCCCAGCAAUCAGGAGGAGCAUUGAGAGUAGCGCGCCUACAGAAGGAGAAGACUAUUGGCUUCUGUCGCUCUGUCUUGGGUAUAUCAUGCUCUGGAGGAACAGCGUUGAAGCUCAACUGAGAUUAAGAAGAGAAAAGACCCCCACGCCGCCAGACUCUUCGACAUUUCCUUUGGGGUGGUCUUCGGAAGUUUCGUCGGCAGACGUCACCGCGAGCAUGGAAUUGUUCGAACCGACACAAUUUGUCGCGGACUGCGGACAGGAUUCCAAACCCAUGCUGGAGAACUGCCUGGAACAUGCAGUGGGCUUCCUCCCCAACAGCCUGCAAUCGCACACGAGACUCCUGGACGCCCUCGGAGCUGCAUUGUUUGAACGCGGGACGGCCGAAAUCGAGUGCAAUCAACCCAGAAUCUUGAGAACGGCAAUUUGGGAAUAUAGAAGACUGGGAUUCCUCUUUGAAGACUUCCUCUCCCUCGCGGUGCACUGCAACCUUUUCGAAUACGUGGAGGCGAAAAUCUCUUGCCUCUCGCCCGAAGUACAAGUGGCGACGGCGUCCCGACUCCUCGUCGUCGCGGCACUAAAGCGCGGCCAGACAGAUUGGCUGCUCCUCGCCAAAACGGAUUUGCAGCAGCUGGCGGUGACACAGCGACCUCUGCGUGCACCAGCAUUGGACUUAAUGGAGGACGUGUCGAACUCGAACCACGCCAGUGCAAGGGCUGCCGAAGAAAGAGCCCCAGUGGAGCGGUAUCAGUACCCUCCCCUGCCAUCAAACGGGCAUACGCGGCUCGUAAGCCUGCAUCCGGGGAGCACAGACGAUGAGGAUCUGGUAGUGGACCUGGACCCGACAACUAUCAUCCCUGACGGGCCUCUUCACUAUGAGGCGGUGUCAUACGUUUGGGACAAGGACCAGACCCCAUAUUCAGUCUAUGUUGGCAAAGACAAGACCGCCGUGGUCUCGGUGACACGCAACCUCACCGUCGCCCUCUCCAACCUGCGAUAUUCAGACAGGCCACGGCGCCUCUGGAUCGACGCGCUGUGCAUCGACCAGUCCAACGACGCCGAGAAGGGCCCACAGGUCGCCCAGAUGGGCACCAUCUACAGCUUCGCGACCCACGUCAUCGCCUGGCUCGGCCCGGAACAGCACGACAGUACCCGCGCGUUGGACUACAUCGCCUGGAUGGGCACGCAAGUCGACGUCGAGUACCCGGCGUGGCUUAGGCACGUUGUACCGGAUAUAUUAACAGCCAGGCACGUCAGAGAGGUCGCGGAUGCUAUUCGCCAUCUUAUUCCCGAGAGCGAACUUUCUGGGCAGUAUGUGACUGGCAUCAGCAUGACAGAGGCCUACACGAGGACGAUCCUCGCCAACGCCCUAGAAGAGUAUUCAGAACCAUGGGUUGGAUACGAGCCCAACCUGGAAGACGGAAUGCGCAUGCUCGGGCAUCUCUAUCGGCCAGAGGAAGAAAGAGACCCCGAAGACAAAUCACUGGGGCCCUUGACUGGCUUCUUUGGUGUGUCGCGUGCGAUGUUGGGCGGGAGACAGCUGAUGCACGUGACCGGCGGAUAUCUGGGAAUAGCGCCUCCCCUGGCUCGAGAAGGAGAUAUUGUCUGCGUCCUGCUCGGGUGCCACACGCCCAUUGUCCUUCGCCCGCAAGGAGAUGAUCAGUUCCGAAUUCUCUCUUUCCUUCUGUGUCGCCAGAUUUCCACAGAAGUCUGCGAGAAGAUCCACACGCUAAACUAA